Messenger RNA from Gigantopelta aegis, 1402 nucleotides. RefSeq names its product serine protease 30-like. The transcript is spliced from 8 exons. The coding region runs from base 137 to 1285 and encodes 382 amino acids. The record is from RefSeq and is a predicted model, not a curated record. NCBI's taxonomy places the organism in Eukaryota, Metazoa, Mollusca, Gastropoda, Neomphalida, Peltospiridae. Gene Ontology annotation, biological process: proteolysis. Gene Ontology annotation, molecular function: serine-type endopeptidase activity.
AGAAUAGUACUUGGUAUAAUAUAAAGAUCUAAAUUCCUAAUCCAUCGACAUAUUUCAAACAAAUGUGGCUUGCAUUAAUAAUUGUAUUAAAGUAGGCCUAUUCAACCGCGCUAUUUUAGAACUGACGGCAGCAGAAAUGUCUGAAACAGAAGAAGAUUCCAAAGAAGCCGGCGACAGCAGAAGAUGGAACCUUCAUCGUCUUUACCAAUACCGUCCUCACUACAGCCAACAACAUUAUACGUGGUUACAGCAGUGGCUGCACAACUGGCAACGACACUACGGCGCCGUGGCUCAGCACCAUAUUCCAAUAUGGCAUCCUGUGGGCACCAGGCCUAGGCCAGUGAGACCGAUACCAACUGAAGGACGAGCACGAGAGGAGCCCCUGGAUUUCGCCCACUUCAUCGCCAAAUGGCAGGGCGAGGUGGAGACUUGUGGACAGCAGCAAAUCCAGCCGCAUCUGAGGGGAUUACGGAUUGUGGGAGGAUUGUCUGCAACUCGCGGUAGUUGGCCGUGGAUGGUAUCUCUCAAGUACAAGCCAUUUAAACAACACUGGUGUGGAGGUCAACUCAUCUCAAACCAGUGGGUACUCACUGCUGCUCACUGCCUCUAUGCUGUCCCGCAUCCUAAGUUAGAUAUUGCCAGGGAGUGGACCAUAGAACUGGGCAGAUACAACAUAUCAGCACCAACGGAAGCAACAGAACAAUCGUUUGACAUAGCCAGUAUGUAUCUUCACUCGGAAUUUCAGCUAGAAAAGCUUUUGAAUCCAAAACCCAACGAAGUUCCAUCUGACAAUGACCUUGCCUUGAUCAAACUGGACCGACCCGUAGAACUGAACAAGUGGGUGACGCCCGUGUGUCUACCCACCAACGACAUGGAGCCGACAGCUAGGGAGCGAUGCGUCAUCUUGGGAUGGGGAGCCACCUACAAGGAGAGUCACAAAAUGCGACUGCCUGACCUGCUACAGGAGGCGGUUGUGCCGACCUACAGUAACAUCAGAUGCAGCAGGUUCCCCGGGUACAAACCACUCUUGACCAACAACAUGCUUUGUGCCGGCUACCAGAGAGGAAGCGUCGAUUCGUGUGCAGGGGACAGCGGCGGCCCUCUACAAUGCAAACAUGGUGAAAGAUGGUUUGCAAUAGGCAGCACGUCGUGGGGUGAUGCUGGUAGUAAUAACGGCUGUGCCAGGCCAAUGAGACCGGGGGUGUACACCAAGGUGGCUAACUACGUGGAGUGGAUCCACACCAUCCUGUACGAGGACUACAUCUCAGGCUUCGACGCAGAGUAACUUCAAACCCACACAGACACGUGUGCAAAUACACACACAGACAUAUAUAUAUAUAUAUAUAUAUAUACACACACACACCACAAAAAUACACAUAUGGGGCCGGAUUUUAGAAGCCUG